Molecule: messenger RNA, 1348 nt
Organism: Neoarius graeffei (lesser salmon catfish)
Lineage: Eukaryota; Metazoa; Chordata; Actinopteri; Siluriformes; Ariidae
Product: polymeric immunoglobulin receptor-like
Exons: 7
Coding region: 82-1047 (321 amino acids)
Source: RefSeq, a predicted model, not a curated record
GUAGAACUUUCCUCAGUGAAAUCGACAGAGCACAUUUCAACAGAAAUAAAGAAGUGAAGUGAAGCUGAAUUUCAUUCCAGGAUGAAGAUCCUCCUCAUCGUCACUCUCUACCUGAUCUCAGGUCCAGUAGACUGUUCUGAUGUGAUUGGUUACUCAGGAGGAAGUGUCAUUAUAAUUUCUAACAUACAAUGGUAUGCACACAAUAGUAAAUAUAUUUGUAAGAUGGAAGGAAACGACUGCACUGAUAAAAUACGUGCUGAUACCAAACGCAGCAAAGUUCAAGAUGGAAGAUUCAUGUUGUAUUCAAAUACAAAAAAUUAUUUCUUAGUAUUGAUCAGAAAGUUGAAGCCACAGGAUGCUGGAACAUACAGAUUUGGAUUGGGGAAUCAGAGUAACUCCACUGUGAACCUAAAAGUUCUUAAUAAUGCAUCUUGUGGGGUGCCAAAAAUAAUGAAUGCUUAUCUUGGCCAGAAAAUCACCAUCACCUGUAACUACCCAGGGGAGUAUGAGAGAAUCUACAAAUAUCUCGACACAGUGGAUGAUGACAGUAUGAUUAAAAACGUUUUGAAUACUAACACAAACCUGAAGAACGGCAGAUUCUCCAUUUCUGAUGACAGAAAUGCGAAAGUUCUCCGUGUGAACAUCAGCGACGUGAGAGAAACUGAUGAAGUAUUUUAUUUGCUUGGCGUGUCCAUUGGAGACGGGUCAGUCAGAUAUUACUCCUACUUCAUCGAGAUGUGGCUACAUGUUACAGGCGUGAGCGCAACCGUUCAACCAGUAACAGGCACCUACACGAUGACAUCAGCAGCACCGACAGAAACUCCAGUGUGUUUCAGUUCCACUGCCAUCAUCAUCAGUGUGUGUGUCAGUGUGUGCGUGUGUCUGCUGCUGAUUGGAGGAUUUGCACUGGUGAUCUACAAACUGAGACAAAAGAGAACACAAGAUUAUACGCCUUCAUCAAAGAGUAAAGACAAUAAACAAGUUGCGUCUGAUUUUCAUGCUGAUACAGCUAAUUUGUAUGAAAACUUGAGAAUGAAUGCAAUAUGAAACUCUUUUUGUGUGUGUUUUUGCAUUAUUUUUUGUGCAUUGUAUAUGUGAUAGUGGGAAGUUUUAUGAAUCUUAUUACUAUACCUAUAUAAAUAUUAUUUCUGUAGAAUGACUGAUACAUAACAUUAUCAUCAUUAUUAUCGAUAGUCGUACGAUGAUGUUACCCUGUUUUAUUCUGGUCUGUUAUUAGAAGUUACUUUAUGAUAGUUUAAAUAUGAACCUGUCUCUUGCUAAGCUGUUAUCAGGGAAGACAUUUAAUGCUGUAAUCUAAUUCAGCAUCUUGUAUGUUCUGUUUUGAUUA